Molecule: messenger RNA, 2163 nt
Organism: Naegleria gruberi
Lineage: Eukaryota; Heterolobosea; Eutetramitea; Acrasida; Naegleriidae
Exons: 1
Coding region: 1-2163 (720 amino acids)
Cellular component (GO): nucleus
Molecular function (GO): zinc ion binding
Source: RefSeq, a predicted model, not a curated record
AUGGAUAUUUUCUUCUUUAAUCAGAGAGUCAAAUCAUUCCAAAUAACAACAUGGUUUAAUAAGCCAUUCAUUGUGAAUCCUUUACAAUGUGCUAGGUAUGGAUUUAUAAAUAUUGACAAUGAUAAGAUUGAAUGUUGUCAAUGUAAGACUAAAAAGUUGCUAAAAUCAUCCUUUGAUAAUAUCAAAAUAUCGAGUGAUGUGUUGGAAAAGAGAGCUUUGGAAUUUUGUGAGGAACUUAAAACCAGUCACACACCACAAUGUGUCUUUUAUAAUCAACCCUCACCUCUUCGAUUUACGCUCUUCUCUCAUCAGGAUACAUCAUCGGGAAAGAAUUCCAACAUUACCAAAAUUCACUGCUUUGAAUUCCACGACUUGAUGAAGAAGUUUAGAAAAAUCAAUAAGAGCUUGCACAUCAAUUUACCUAUGGAUCCAACAUUUGUAAAUGAAUAUUUUACAAAACACUCUCUCCUUAUUAAUAGAAUUUUGGAUCAGAUGCAUGUUGAGGAUGCAGAAGAGAGAGAAUUGUACACUACCUUUUGUUGGUUGAGUAUUUUUAAUUGGCAAAUUUUGAAUAAUGCUGACCUUCCAACACUCUCCUGUAGACAUUGCCAAAUGACUCACUAUUUGAAAGUUAAGAAUAAUUGCCUGACGAGUACAGAAAGUCUUCAUCCACACUCAAUGCACAGAUGGUGGUGCCCAUGUGUUCAUAUAAAUAAGCUCGUAGUCGAUUAUGAACAAAUUGUAGAAAAGGAAGACCAAAGUUACAUCAAAUCACUAACCAAACGUCAAUUGAAUGAAGAAGCAGGAUGGAAACAAAUGCUCGAUUCGAUUUCUACAGGUCUGUCAUCAGAGAGUGAACUGACUCAUAUUCAUAAGGACUCUCUUGAAAAUGAAUUCAACGCUGCAACACUUGUGAAAAAUAUUCUUGCCAAUUCAAUCUCAUCAGUUUUUGAAACUGAAAAGAAAAGAAAGGAUCAUUUGAAAAGUGUAUACGAUAAGGUUUAUUACAAAAACGAACAAGUUACCAAUGAAUCAUCCACAGUGGAAAAUAUCAUACUUAUUGAAAAUAAUCAAAUUGUUAGUGAAAAGCCAGCUAGUGAAAUUACAAUUAUUCAUGAUUUGCCACUCUUAUCAAAUAGCAAUGGUGUUAGUAUUACCCCUAAAGAAACCAAUCAAACACUACUAAUGGAUACUUCUGAUGAUGACAUUGAAAUUGACAAUUCUGAAAUAAUUAUUGAAACUAGUGAGAAAAUUCAACCAGCCCACUCGCCACCUAAACAUAUUCUUCAUCAGACAACUUUGGAUAAUUAUUUUCAUCCAAGUGAAACUUUACAACCCAAUGAUAAUAAUCAACCAACAGAGGAGGAGCUAGUCACAGAGGCAGAGCAACCAAUUAACGUGCCUUCCACUGAUGCUGCAGAGAAACCUAUUACUACAGAAAUGGGAGAUGAUAACUUGAUGAUAGAUACAGAAAUUAUUCCAAAUAUUGACACUACUACUAUCACAAGAAAUGAUUCACCUCCUGAGGAGAAGGUACUCUCUAACAUUACACCUCCAACACCAGAAGUGGAAUCAACAACAGCAGAUUUGAGUACACCACUAUCAGCAUCAGGUCUUUCAGAGUUUGAAGAAAAAACACCAAAAAAGAUGGAUUCAACCAAUAUUCAUACAUCUUCAAAGACUCCAUUCGAAUCGAGUAUUACAUCACCAUUGUCUAGUACGAGUGAUAUUGUUUCUCCCUCUGUUUUUAAGGGUACAACACCUAGCUCAGAGUCCAAACAAGAGGCCAAAUCUGAAACCAAGCCAAAACCACAACAACCAAAACCUCAAACACCUUCCAAAUCCAAUUCAGAUGAAAAGCCUAAAUCCAAGAAUGUGGCACCUUCUCCAUCAACAAACAAAUCAUCCUCCAAAGAAGAAACACAAUCUACUCACAAACCAUACAAAUCCAGAGAGUCAUCUUCAACACAAAACAGAAAGCCCUCUCAACCAAGAAAACCAAGAGAAGCUAGUAGCAGUAACAGUAACAGUACUGAGUCAUCAUCUUCCAAAAAACCUGCACAAACUAAUGAUAGAAGUACUCGUUCAAGCGAACAAAACAAGAGAAAGAAACCAAGUGGAUAUCAAACCUCAAAUCCCAAGACAAAGAACAACAAACGUUGA